Messenger RNA from Brassica napus (rape), 2597 nucleotides. RefSeq lists its product as uncharacterized. The coding region runs from base 1827 to 2189 and encodes 120 amino acids. NCBI's taxonomy places the organism in Eukaryota, Viridiplantae, Streptophyta, Magnoliopsida, Brassicales, Brassicaceae. The transcript is spliced from 4 exons. The record is from RefSeq and is a predicted model, not a curated record.
CACCAAAACAUACUUGCCCCUUUUCUCGAUUUCACACCUACAGUAAGAAACACACAAAAGCCAUCACCAAAAGUUUUCAUAAUGCUCUGUGUUAUUUCGUGAGGAAGAGAAUGAUACCCAAACGUACCCGUAUUAACAAUAACUUUAGCAUCAUCCCUGCUCAAGGCCACCUUGUAAUUACUUUUGAGGUUGUCUAGCGCUGUACAGAAAAAGAGUAGAAACCAUGUGUGUCCUCUCUUAGUUAGUAUUAGACUCAGAAUGCAGUGAGGUUUAUCGAGAUCAUAAGCUAUCUUCUACAACUAAAAGAACGAAUGAGAUCAAAAUCAAAAUAAAACGUAACGGGUUGUAAUGUUACAUUGGCACACUCCUCGACGUAAUAAGGGUGAUUCGAAUGCAAUAUAGGGCCACUGGAGACUUGCCUGAGAUUUGAACCGAUUUCAUGAUCAUCGAUUGGUUUAUGGAAUGGAGGUUGCAGAAUUUUGUUUAGUGAAAGCUUAGAGCGAAGGGUUUAUAUAAGAGGAAAAAGAGAGGGAUGGAGGUGGAAGGUUAGCAUCGCUAUCAUGAAGUUAGGAAUGAAGAACAGAAUUGAAUGAGUCGUCAUAACAACAUCGUAACAGCGAUUUGCAGAUAAGACGAUGAGGAAGUGGGAGCGGCAGCGUCGCUUGUUACAAAUAUUUAGGUUGGAAGGAUUAAUGGUCAGAUUAUAAUGAGUCAGAUAUAAUUGCCAUAAGCCCAAUUACAAUGACCCGGUAAAUUCUGUGUUAAAGAACGUCUGACGUAGCAAAUCAACAUUUUCUGAUUGACUGAUUUUUUAAUCUGAGAUGACAUGCUUCUCCAUUGAGUAUAUUAGUCUUUUAGUAUUGUUAGAUUCCUAAGGAUAUCUUCACACAGUAUUGAUGCUAAAAAUCAUAAAUGAUAACGAAAAUGAGAAAAUGCUUACAUAUUUUACAAUUUAGUUGGGAUGCUUAUAACUAAAAUAGCUUCUUCAUAUUACACGUCAUGUUACAGUGUAGGGUUUUGUUACUUAGGGCUAAGGGUUAUACUAUUCCAUUUUACAUAUAUAUAAAACAAAGCAAUACCGGACAUUGUAUUUUCUUACACAUAAAUGAUCCGGUUUAUUUUUUAAAAAAAAUAGUGAUGGUGGUGACAUUAUGUUUUAAAAAGAAUAUACAAUGUCUGAUGAUAUAAUAGCGAUGGACAUUAUAUUUUGGCAUUAUGUGUUGGGACAUGUUAUAUGAAGAAGCUAAUUUCAGUAUGAGAACCUUAAGUUAUAAAACAGAAAAGUAUAAAAUAUAUCAACCAUGUCCGAAUUUAAACCAAAUUUAAUUUGAAUGUGUAUAUGUAAACAGGCUUGGUUUAAGAUUUUAAAUAAGGCAAUACGUUUGUUUGAUUGUUUUUGUAAAUAAUAAUUAAUGUUUUAACAAUAAAUAUAGAAGUAGCGUUCCUUUGUAGAUAACCUAAAAACUAAGGCCAUCAUUAUCGGAGUCUCUUGGCUACGUCUUUUAGUUUAUUUAGGAAUAAAAGAAAAUGAAAAACAGAAAUUAAAAUAAGAGACGUACCUUAAUUAGGCAACAGAAGAGACGUCUCUUGUGAGCCACGCGUCACGGUGAGAGGAGAGAGAGAGAGAGGCGAUGGAGGAAGAGGAGCACGAGGUAUACGGUGGAGAAAUCCCAGACAUCGGAGUUGGAUGGAUUGAUUGAUUUGGUGUUGGUAACAAUAGGAGUUGGAUGAGAUGAAGAGGAGAAGAAGACAUCACCUCUUGAGAAUUGUCGUUAAGCUCAUCGAUCCUCCAGAGGAACUGCGAAUCAUCAGCAUCUGAUCUCGACAUGGCGGAGAAUCGCGGUGGUGGUGGUUGCUGUCCGCCGAUGGAUUUGAUGCGCUCGGAGCCGAUGCAGCUCGUUCAGGUCAUUGUUCCGAUGGAAUCUGCUCAUCUUACCGUCUCUUACCUUGGUGAUCUCGGCCUCGUCCAGUUCAAAGACGUAAACUUCAUGGAGGCUCUCUCUGAAGGAAACUUCGAUGAAGCAAUUGAGCAUCCGACAUCAGCUAUCAUGUACGGGAACAGAGAGAAUGUUGGAAUGGAUCAGAAGGUAAGAGCAGGGAUGGAGAUGGCUAUGAUUGAUGCAGCUUCUAAGAGCGUUGGAGUGCCUUUGUGGAGAUUAUUUGUUGUUUUGAAGAGAGAUCAACACUGAGGAGAAGUUUGGUUAUUGCAGGAAGAGUUUCAAUGAGGAGAAGUUUCUUGACCAGCACUUCGCCACUAGACAUUAUAAUCUCUUGAAUACGACUGGUACAAAGUGUUUAGCGGAUCUGUGUGGUGCAUUGCAUUGCGAUUUUGUGUUGAGUUCCAAGAAGGCUAAGAGCAAGUGUAACCCUGCAGCUGCUGCCAAAAACCGUCAUCUCUGCGAGGUUUCUUUCUUUGUCAUGUUUAUUCUUCUACUUCGUUAGUAUUCUCCAAGAAAGCUUACUUUGAGUGCCUCUUGUUCAUCUCUUAGAAUGUUCUGUGUUUCUUUGCUCCCCUCCUCAUUGGUUUGUUAGUAAGAAAAUUAUUUCUUUUGAGUUUUACAUGAACUAUCGAAAUAAGAAGUGGUGAUUUUAUUUAA